CAUGUCUCGAGAGACUGGAAGUGAAGUGCAGCAGUCUCAAGGUGCCCAACAGUCACAGAGUGGUACCAGUUCCUCUUCCAGUGGGUCACAGAGCACUAGUCAGUCUUCCUCAAGUUCUGGGACCCUCAGUUCUUUGGACACUGUUCCCACUCAGGAGCUUCCGUCGAUCCCUGAGGACCAAGAAUCUGAAGAGCUUGUUCCUCAGCCUUGGGGUCGACUCUUUGCACUUGGAAAAGGUUUCAGCAACUGUGACUGCGUGAAUGAUGAAUACUGGUUUGGAAGAGACAAAAGCUGUGAUUAUAGUUUUUCUAAGCUAGGGUUGUCUGAGACUGGCUUCUACCAAAACUAUAGCAAGAAGCAUUUCCGAAUUUUCAGGGAAAUGGGUCCAAAAAAUUCCUAUGUUGCCUACAUUGAAGACCACAGUGCAAAUGGAACCUUUGUUAAUAGAGAGCUUGUUGGAAAAGGGAAGAGGCUUCCGCUGACUCACAACUCUGAAAUUGCGCUGUCUAUACAGACUAAUAAGGUGUUCGUAUUUUCUGAUCUUAUGGUGGAUGAUCAGUUGGUGUUUCCUAGAGAAUUCAGAGAGAAAUAUAUCAUGUCAAAGACUUUGGGAAGUGGUGCCUGUGGAGAAGUCAAACUGGCAUUCGAGAAGAGCACUUGUAACAAAGUUGCAGUAAAGAUAAUCAAUAAACGGAAGUUUAUGGCAAGUGGUAUUAGAGAGGCAAACCCAGCUUUUAAUAUCAAUACAGAAAUUGAAAUUUUGAAGAAAAUAGAUCAUCCUUGCUUAAUCAAGAUCAAAAACUUCUUUGAAGCAGAGGAUUACUACAUUGUUUUGGAACUGAUGGAAGGAGGAGAAUUGUAUGACAGAGUGUCAAGGCCAAUCAAGAUGAAAGAAGCUACCUGCAAGUUGUAUUUUUAUCAGAUGCUGCUGGCUGUAAAGUAUCUUCAUGACAAUGGAAUUAUACACCGAGAUCUAAAGCCAGAGAACGUGCUACUUUCAUCUUCUGAAGAAACAUGUCUUAUAAAGAUUACAGAUUUUGGACAAUCCAAGAUUCUUGGAGAAACUUCUCUUAUGAAAACUUUAUGUGGUACUCCCACGUAUCUUGCUCCUGAGGUUCUAAAUUCACUGGGGACUGCUGGAUACAGCCGAGCUGUGGACUGCUGGAGUUUAGGAGUUAUUCUUUUUGUAUGCUUGUGUGGAUAUCCACCAUUUAAUGAGCAAAAUACUCAACUGUCUCUGAAAGAUCAAAUUACUCGUGGAGAAUACACGUUCAUUUCAAAAGAAUGGAAGCAUGUAUCAGACAUGGCUCUGGAUCUUGUGAAGAAGCUGUUAGUAGUGGAUCCAAGCAAACGUCUUACAACAGAGGAAGCCUUAGAGCAUCCUUGGCUUCAGGAUGAGGAUAUGAAGAGUACAUUUCAACAGCUACUUGCUCAGACACGCGCCAGUAUGAAUCCACCGCAAACAUCAAAAAUGCCAACCACAACAAGAAAGCGUCUCUAUGAAAAUGAGGAAGAAUCUGGCUCUUCUAAGCGUGCCAUUCCUUCUACGUCAUUUCAGAAAAUGAGGUGAAAAAAAAGAGAAAGUGACUUUUGUUAAUGAUAGCUUUUUUUAUGGAAAGCAGAAUUUUUAUUUAAGAAAAAUCUUAAUAAUGGAGUAACUGUUGAAGAUGCAAUUGCUAAAUAAAAAUGACUUUGUAAGACUGAAGU
Messenger RNA from Nipponia nippon (crested ibis), 1707 nucleotides. NCBI's taxonomy places the organism in Eukaryota, Metazoa, Chordata, Aves, Pelecaniformes, Threskiornithidae. The record is from RefSeq and is a predicted model, not a curated record.